GGGGCACUCGGAAGAACGUGUGUGGGCUCUAUAAUCCCUGGGGAGCGGAACGUGAUCGAAGGGCGGUUGGAUUCCAACAUAGGCGCGGACGGCCAGCUGCGGCUUCGGGGAGAGAGCUAUGGACCAGCCGUCGUGGAUGCAAAACACUGGGCAGGCAGCAGCGCCCCCUGGAACCUCUUCGGGCGGCGCUCCCGCUCAACAAAACGCUGGAAGUCGGUCGGGAGACGCGACGGUCGUCCGAUCCGUUUUCCACUUCGUCAACAUCGGUGUGGCAGUGAUGAUGGCGGCCUCGGCGGCCUUCGGGUUGAUCGACUUCAGGAACUUCGAGAAUGUGGUCUUGUCGGUCUAUCUCAUGAUAUUCGCCGUAUUGCUCUUUAUGUAUGAGUUCGUGCGAGUAAUGGGGAAUUGCGAGCGGCCCAAGCAGAUCAUGACCAAGAAUUUCGGUUUCUUUUUCGGGGCCAAGGGACGAGGGCUCUACCUCGUUUUCGUGGGCUUCCUCAAUUUUCCGCUUGAUUUAACUCUGAGCUUUUGGACAGGGGUGGUGACGCUGGGGUGGGGCGUCCUAACGGUGCUGGCCUACAUGACUCGGCCGGAGUGGUUCGAGGUGCCCAAGCCGGCGCAAAACACAUCAGUAUAA
Messenger RNA from Ectocarpus siliculosus, 637 nucleotides. The record is from the annotation of a GenBank genome assembly. Lineage: Eukaryota; Phaeophyceae; Ectocarpales; Ectocarpaceae.